AUGCCUGCAUUUGACGAGGAUGACGACCGAUCUCAGGACGGGAGUUUCGACAACGAUGGUGAUGAAACCAUGCAAGAUCUGGAUGAUGCAGAUGCAGAUGCAGAUGCUGACGGCGAUGCUGAUGGCGAUGUGGAUCAUGAUGUGGACGGCGAUGGCGACGGCGACGGGGAUCUUGAUGCCGACGGCGAUGCUGAGGCUGAGGCUGAGGGCGAUGGCGAGGAGGAAGAAGAUGCUGAAAGUCAAUCUGAGCAAUCCGACAAUGAGGAUGCUUCCGGUGAACCGAACGCAACACAAGAAGGCACUCAACCGGCUGUGUCUACACAAGUUGACUCUUCCCGAGGAGCUGCAACGGGCUCAAACAUCUCCCCCGAAUAUCUUGAAGCACACACCUAUGAUAUCGUCCCAACCAUCGCUGCCCCCCACAGCACAUCAAUCAAUGCCGUCACCACUACUGCAGACAUGCGAUGGGUCUUUACUGGGGGCUCGGAUGGUUAUAUUCGCAAGUUUAAUUGGGUUGAUUCAGUCAACUUUAAGCUUGCCCUUACGGUGGCCCAACGGCACCCCUUCGUCGACAGUGUCGUGAAAGCUGGGGUUCUGAUGACUUACUGGGAGAAUUGGGAUGCUCGCCCCAGUACUACUCGAACCUUAUCCCCCGUUUACUCCCUUGCCUGUCAGAGUCAAGCGUUAUGGCUGCUGUCUGGUACCGCUUCAGGUCCCAUCAGACUACAAUCAAUCAGACACGACGAAGGCAGGGAGGUCGCGUUGUUGCAGAAACACACAUCCGCGGUCUCAGUGCUGACUAUCUCCUCUGACGAGAGAAGCUUGUUAUCCGGAAGCUGGGACAAGACAGUCUUAGAUUGGGACUUGAAUACCGGCCAAGUACGCACUACAUUCGCCGCCAGGGCUGGCCAGAUAUCUUCCAUCGAAGCUCGCCCGCUGUCAUCUGUGCCUGUGCCGGCCGAAUCAGGAGAAGUCGUUGUAACCAAUGGUACCUUCUCAUCCAACGAUGGUAAGCCCCUUACAAAUGGGGUCAAAAACGAGGCUCCAAGUCGGAAUGCUCAAGAACAUCCUACGGUUGCUACCCCUGAUUCUCUAUUUGGAGACGAUGACGACGACCUCUUCGGAGGCGGAGCUGGAGGGGUCUUGGGAAAUGGUGGUGAUCUCAACGACGCCUUUGGAGAAGAGGACGAUGAAAUGGCACGCGCAAUGGCAAACGGUCCACAGCCAGAAGAACUAGUGGAUCAUCCCAUGCUGGAUUCUGCAAAUCCGACCCAUGAAGCCGUAUCUCCGGCUCAAGACCAUCCAGAUGCCCCAGACCCCGCUGGCGAAGUCGCCAACGGCGUUCCAAACACUGUUGAACAGCCUCUCAUGAACGGCUUGCCGCAUGCAGAUGACCUCGAAAAGCAAGAAGACGGCCAGAACGACACCCAGGGCAGCGAAGCGCCGCCUACAUCUGACUCGACCUUCCUUGCGACAUCUAUCGAUGGGGCAAUACGUGUCUGGGAUCGGAGACAGUCUAAGCCAGUCGCGCGUAUCCUACCACGGAACACUCCUCCUUGGUGUCUGAGCGCAUGUUGGUCUCCUGAUGGCAACUUCAUCUACGCAGGCCGGCGAAACAACACCGUGGAAGAGUAUGACUUACGAAAAGGACUUAAGGGGCCUGAACGAGUCUUUCGAUUUCCAAAUGGAAGCGGCGCAGUCACGUCAGUAAAGGCCAUGCCUAACGGGCGCCAUCUAAUAUGCGCUUCAUAUGAUAUACUGCGACUAUAUGAUCUGAAAGAGUCACAGUCUCAACGCUCGACAGUCCCGUUCCUGAUUGUACCUGGUCAUCGGACUGGAGUUGUGUCACACCUUUACCUGGAUCCGGCUUGUCGGUUCAUGCUAUCUGCUGGAGGUAACCGGGGGUGGGAAGGCUCUUCCACCGAGGUCCUCCUGGGAUAUGAGAUAACGCCAGGCCGAUGA
This is a messenger RNA of Cladophialophora psammophila CBS 110553, 1962 nucleotides long. RefSeq names its product transcriptional activator SPT8. NCBI's taxonomy places the organism in Eukaryota, Fungi, Ascomycota, Eurotiomycetes, Chaetothyriales, Herpotrichiellaceae. The transcript has a single exon. The coding region runs from base 1 to 1962 and encodes 653 amino acids. Gene Ontology annotation, molecular function: protein binding. The record is from RefSeq and is a predicted model, not a curated record.